CUCUCUCUAAAAUAGCAAUUUUUCUCUCUCUCUAGAACUCCAAAAGGAAAAGCGAUAUGAGUGCCCUGAUUGAACAUAACUGAAUUUCAUCACCCUCUUUGUUCUCUUCUCUGUCCUACCGCCCGCUUCCGUUUCCUUCGAACUCCCUACUCUUGCACAGUCUCUCUCUCUAGAGAUCAGAUUGUGACCUUCUGCCCAACCUCUGAGAGAUUCCGAUUCAUCUCUUUCUCUCUCUUACCAUGGCAGGGCCUCCUAUUCCACAUGAACAAGACCCAUCUAUCCGAAUGAGUUGAAAGACCAGGAGCCAUUAAAGCAAGGAGAUCUUUAAUGGAGGAAGAGAAGAUCAGGUCAAGGAAUGCGAAUGCAACUGCGGGGUUUCCAUUGGGCCAAAGACCUCCCCCCCCUUCUAUCCUCGACCGCUUCAAGGCUUAUCUUAGAGAGAGAGAGGAAGAAGAAGAGAUGGGUGUUUCCAGUGAAGAUGUUGUGGCUUUGUACAUGGAGGAGCUCUCCGAACUCACCUUCAAUUGCAAGCCCAUCAUCACAGAGCUAACCAUUAUUGCAGGGGAACAACAGGAAUAUGCGAAGGGGAUUGUGGCUGCGAUUUGUGUUCGCAUAAUCGAGGUUCCAGCUGAGCAGAAACUUCCUUCAUUAUAUCUUCUUGAUAGCAUUGUGAAGAAUAUUGGUGGGGAGUACGUGAACUAUUUCUCUCUACGUCUUCCAGACGUAUUUUGCAAGGCAUAUAGGCAAGUUGAUCCUGGUCAGUAUCAAGCCAUGCGCCACCUUUUUGGUACAUGGACAGGAAUAUUUCCAUCUUCUGUGCUUCGUGCUAUUGAGGUGGAAUUGCAAUUCUCUCCUGUGCGGCGUCCAUCGUCUGGCAUGGCACCAUCUAGACCAUCCGAUUCCCAGCCUCCACGCCCUGCCCAUGGUAUUCAUGUCAACCCAAAAUAUUUGGAGGCACGGCGCCAAUUUGAAAACCCCAAUGUAAUUAAAAGAGAGCGUGAGAAUAAUUUGCAUAUGACAGCUUUUGAAGGAGAACGGAUGGAGAGGGUUGCUUUAGAGAGUCCAGAAGGAUGGUCUGGAGCUUCUCCAAGAUUACAUACUAAUCAACAGGCAAGAGGAGUGGUUUCAAGCAUCCCAAUAUAUGGAAGAAAACCUGCAAGUUACGGUGAUAUAGACUUGGACCACAAUCAGGGGCUUUCCCCAGGAAGAGUUGGAGUUGUGUCUGCAAGAGUUCCUUCAGGAAAUCUAUCUUCGUCGAUAGCUGCACCUGAAAACAAGAUUUUAAAACCUUUAUCUCCUUCAAUAAGUGGGUCUGAAACGCCUUCAUCACCUUCAGAGGGUGCAUUUAUGAGGGAAAUAUCUCCUGCAAGAGUAGGACAUCAAAAGGCUUCCCCAUCUCGUGUGGGGUUUGGAAUGGGCAGAGUGGAUGAAAAGCUUGGGGAGAGGAGUGAUCAGUGGGAAAGGCGCUGGGUUGAUGAUAGUGGGGCUCACCAAAUGGAAACUACUUCUAGUCCAAGCCGAGUUUACAUCCAAAACAAUGGACCUGAUCCAAGAGCAUUGAUUGAUGCAUAUGGAAAUUACAGAGGAAAAGGUGUUAUGCUUGAGAAGCUCCCAAUAAUUGCACCAGGGCCCAAGGUGAAUGGCUUCAGCAAUAUAACCACUGCAACAAAUUGGCAGAAUGCUGAAGAAGAAGAGUAUGUUUGGGAGGAUAUGAGCCCUACCUUGUCCAAUCAUAAGAAGAGCAAUGAUCAUGCGGGUCUGGAUUCUUCUGUUGGGGGCUUUGAUUUGAACUCGGCUUUAGGGAAAAGAAAGGCUGGUUUUCUUGAAUCUGACAUCUCUGGGAACAACUGGAGUAAUCGUGAUCCUGCUUCCUUAAAUUUUGAAGAUAGGACAUCCAUUCGAAGUCGUGGAUUCAUUGGUAGGAGGUAUCCAGUGGGCAUAGGGACUCAAAAUGAGUCACGAUCUCUAUUUCCGGCAUCUCAGGCUAUUCAAGAACGUGGAAACUUGCCACACCAUUUCCCUCACCCUCCCAUUCAGUACCUUAACCCAAGGUCUCGGGUAAAUGACCUUCCAGUGCCAGUUUCAUCAAGUGGCAUUGCUCUGAUUGGCUGUCAACCAUUACCUUCUUAUGUUCUGGAUGCAAAAGCACAGACACAUGGGGGAGCCUCUAGUUUUCCAGUUUCUUCAUACCCUGAAUCUUUGAAUUUAGAGGUUCUCUCCCCUGCAAGACCAGUGCCACCAAGUUCUUUCUCUAUUCAAAAUAACAAACCGCAAGGAUCACCUUCACCAUCUAUUGGACAUAUGGUAUGGGCAUCUGCAAAUGACCCACUUCUGCCAACUUCAGUUUCUGUCAUUCCUCAACAAAAACAGUUGAAACACCAUAUGGAUAUGUCUGAUGUCAAGAAACUAAAUCAGAUGUCAACGCAAUCUUUGCUUUCGUCUCGUAAUCAACUAAAAGGGCUAAAUAAAACACAAAUUCUGCCUGGUUUAAGAUCAUUGGAUCAAACAACACUUGAGCAAGCCACUCCUAUGCUACCUCAAUCACAUCAAUCACAGGGAAUCCAAGAAAUCUUGGUUGGGUCGACCCCAUCUAUAUCUCAGUUAUUAGGUCAAAACCUACAUCGUGGAAGUGUGAGAGGACAAGGAGGUGGGUUAUUGGCAAAUCCAUUACCUGGCAUACCCGCUUUAUCCAGCAUCUCAAAUACAUCCUUGUUGAGGAAAGUUCCACAACCUCCCCUUCCUCUGGGCCCCCCACCAGGUUCAUCACAGACUGGUCUUCUAACUCAAAAUACGGCUUCUCUUAUGGGUCCUCCACCAGGGAACCAUCUUUCUGGGCUCUUUAAAUCUCUUAUGGAUCAAGGUCUGAUCUCAUUGACAAACCAAAGUGCGGUGCAGGGUUCCAUAGGCUUGGAUUUCAAUGCUGAGCAACUCAAGGUGCGCCAUGAGUCAGUCAUCAACGCUUUGUAUACGGACAUGUGGAGACAAUGUGCAACAUGUGGGCUUCGUUUUAACUCCCAAGAAGAGCACUGCAUUCAUAUGGAUUGGCAUGUCACUAAAAAUCGCAUGUCUAAGAAUCGCAAACAAAAUCCAUCUAGAAAAUGGUUUGUGAGUGCUAAGGAGUGGCUCAGUGGUACAGAGACAUUGGGUUCUGAACCUGUUCCUGGGUUUUUACCUGUGGAAACAGUACCUGAAAAAAAAGAAGAUGAGGAAAUGGCUGUUCCUGCCGAUGAAAACCAGAGUGUUUGUGCAUUGUGUGGGGAACCCUUUGAUGAUUUCUACAGUGAUGAAACUGAGGAAUGGAUGUAUAAAGGUGCCGUCUACUUGAAUGCUCCAGCAGGAUCCAUUGAAGGCAUGGACAAGUCUCAGUUGGGUCCUAUUGUGCAUGCUAAGUGCAGGUCUGAGUCAACAACUGGUCAUGAAGAUUUUGAAGGAGCUGACGUGGUUUGUGGUAAUGAAGAUUUAGGUAGGGAGAGAAAAAGGGUGCAUUUGUAGGGAAAAAGCAAGGAUCGGCGUUACUUGUAAAUUAUUGAGAGAUUAUGGUAAGUAAUAUUAUUGAGUCUUGGUACGUGGUUGAAUUUGCAUGCAGUUCCCGCCAUUUUCAACCAUGUAUCUGUGAUGUUGGGUUUUCUUGUACCAUUACAAAUAGAAAUCUUCCUCAACAAAGAAUUUAGUUCCAAUGUCAUCUCUCUCUCUCUCUCUCUCUCUCUCUCUCUCUCAUGCUUUAUAUGUUGAAUCUUGACGGUGGUCAUCUUCCAUUAUAUCUUAACAGAUAAGCAGACCAGCACAAAUUAUUUGCAUUUGCAUGGCUUGCCUGUAACUGUGGCUCCUGAACUUAGAAACUAGCAGGCUCCAUUGUUGAGGCUGCUCCUCCUAUUGCAUAUGUUUUGUCUUUUUUUUUGUUUUGUUACUUUUGAUCUCUUGGCAGGCAACUUAUAUGAAGGUUCCAAUACCAGGCAUGGAUUUUCUCUAAACGCAUUUUGUCUAUAGUCUCGAGGAUCCUAUGUUGGUCGGAGCAUGUCAUAAUGUUUGUAUUGACGAGGAAGCUCUUCUGCUAAAAACUGUGUAUAUUCGAGAAUCAGUGUGUCUGAUGCGCCUUGGUGUUCAUACCUGUUUUCUAUUCCGUGAAUUGCAGAAGAAAGGCACUUGGUUAAUUUCAUUGUGUUCAUGGAUUGUUGAUAAGCACAUUAUAAACUCGGUA
Messenger RNA from Amborella trichopoda, 4198 nucleotides. RefSeq names its product PCF11P-similar protein 4 (gene PCFS4). NCBI's taxonomy places the organism in Eukaryota, Viridiplantae, Streptophyta, Magnoliopsida, Amborellales, Amborellaceae. The record is from RefSeq and is a predicted model, not a curated record. Gene Ontology annotation, cellular component: mRNA cleavage factor complex; cytoplasm. Gene Ontology annotation, molecular function: mRNA binding; RNA polymerase II complex binding. Gene Ontology annotation, biological process: mRNA 3'-end processing; termination of RNA polymerase II transcription.